UCCAGCAUGGCUCGAAAAUGCCUUAGAUUGGUUGGUUUUUGCCGUCUGGCUGCGUUGAUCCGGCGCUCUGCGAAACAGGGCGAGGGGGGAGCUGUCCUUAAUUUCGCCCCCUUUUUCAUGCCAAAAGUAGGCUCGGUUACAGCCGGAACGGCCUGCGAUUAACGGCCAGCUCCUUCAUCUAAUUUGCGUAUAAAGGCGAGCUCGGCCGGCCAUUCCCCUUGUCGGAGCUCCAAUUCUUGAUCGCUUCUUGCAUCUUCGCCGAGCUCCGGCCAUUCCCCCCUGCUCCAUGUCCAAGCCCACUCUGUUCUUCGGAGAUCGGCGGCGUUCUCGUCGCGUUCCGCUGUUGUGAGCAGGACACGGCGCGCGGCGAGCGGAUCGGAGUAGCCACGACCUUAACCUCGGAGGACACCCAUGGCGCCCCCGGAGGGCACCCAUGGCACCUGCAGCCGCGGUGGCGGGGGCGAAGAGCCCAUGCAACACGAGCGCAAGCUCUCCUCCUACUCCUUCUCGUCGCCCGCCUUGUCGCCGUCGCCCUCGUCCGCGUCGUUGUCCACCAUCUACCUGCCGGCGUCCAACAAGUCGUCGUGCGAGAGCAUCCCCUACGUCAGCCCCGAGCUCGUCAAGCAGCCGUCCUCCUCCGCGUCGUCCCACGAGAGCUUCUUCCACAUCGAGGCGGUCGACCUCGGUCCCAGCGGUCCAGACCACGACUGUUCUAAGUUCCUGGACUUCGAGCCCGCGACGCAGGCGCCGGCGGUCCAGACCAUGAUGGCGCAGGGGCAGCAGGCUGCGGGCGGCGGCGUCUCGGUGUCCGAACCGAAGAGGCUCCCGUCUUCGAUGUUCCGCACGCGGUCGACGAGCCCCGCCGAGUGGAGCGUCACCUCCAACGACUCGCUGUUCAGCAUCCAGCUCAGCCACUCCGGCGACCUCGGCGCGCUCUACGCCGACCUCUACUACGACGCUGCGGGGUUCCCCCGCUUCCCCUCCAUGGGGAGCGACGCGGCUCUAAAGUUGCCGUCUUUCUCCGAGGCGUCCGGCGGGGGCCUGUGCGUGAGGGAGGACUGCGCCAGGUGCAGCGGCAGCGGAAAGACCAGGAAGUCCGUCAGGUUCGCCGCCACCGAGAGCGUCUCCGUCGAGGGCAAGCACUCCGCCGUCUUCCCGACGAUUGUGGAUGCGCGGGAGGAGGCGGAGGCGCCGGGGUCGGCUACCAAGGAGAUCGGAGCAGCGCCUGGCUGGUGCGAGUUCGGGUGCUGUUGGCCGUCACCACCGACGGUGUGGUGGCCUCGCUGCUGCGCAUGGCAAUGCUGCGACUGCCGAUGCUAAUGGUGGCUAUGAAUUUGGCGGGAAAGGACAGCGCGCGUAAUCUACAUUGAAAUGAACUCUUCGUUGCUUUUUGUUGGAAGGAAGGGUGUGUA
Molecule: messenger RNA, 1412 nt
Organism: Phragmites australis (common reed)
Lineage: Eukaryota; Viridiplantae; Streptophyta; Magnoliopsida; Poales; Poaceae
Exons: 3
Coding region: 412-1320 (302 amino acids)
Source: RefSeq, a predicted model, not a curated record